GCGUGGGACAGGGAAGAGAAAUGGCUGCAGUGGAGUCAGUCCAGGGGCUGGUGACCUUCAAGGAGAUGGCUAUGUAUUUCACCAGGGAAGAGUGGGCUCUGCUGGACCCCACUCAGAGAGCCCUCUACUGGGAUGUCAUGCAGGAGAACUAUGAGACUGUGACCUCGCUGGGCCAGAGAAUAACAUCCAUGUUUCGCUGCAGAUCAUCUCGUCCUCCCAGGGGCAAGGAAAUGGCUGCAAUGGAGCUGGCUCAGGGGCCGGUGACGUUCGAGGAGGUGGCUGUGUAUUUCUCCAGGGAAGAGGGGACUCUGCUGGACCCCACUCAGAGAGCCCUCUACAGAGAUGUCAUGCAGGGGAACUAUGAGACGAUGGUCUUGCUGGGUAAGGAUUCCUGUCCCUUCUGUUCUUGGAAGGGGAAAUGAAGAGUGAAGGUUCAUGCCACCCCCACAAUGCCAUCUGUACCCUGUCCUGUUUCAGCAUCACCCCAAUAGGCCAGUAACAUACAUACUACCAGAGACCCUCCUCUGCUGCAGAACACUUUGGGAACAGAGCACAGGAGCAGCAUCACACAAUGUCACAUAUCUCCUCUUUACUCAAGUAAAACUGGGGUUAGGUCCAGCAUAAUGAACAGAAGCUUCCUACCCCCAGCCUUCUCUCAAACCCUGAGCCUUCUCUACCCAAACCAGAAUGUGCUUGGGGUGUAACAAGCAGGCGGCUGGAGUCAGAGCUGCCAGUCCAGGGUU
Messenger RNA from Gopherus flavomarginatus (Mexican gopher tortoise), 743 nucleotides. RefSeq names its product zinc finger protein 560-like. The transcript is spliced from 4 exons. The record is from RefSeq and is a predicted model, not a curated record. Gene Ontology annotation, biological process: regulation of DNA-templated transcription. Lineage: Eukaryota; Metazoa; Chordata; Testudines; Testudinidae. The coding region runs from base 21 to 422 and encodes 133 amino acids.